UAUCAUUGUUCUUCUUGUAACUUCACCUUGGAUAUGCGCUGUGUUCUGAACCCACCACCACAAUCUCUUGUUGAUUUGAAAGCUCAUGGUCACCAACUCACCCUCCUUCCAAGACUCUUUUCUUUUUCAUGUAAUGCUUGUGGGCUGAAAGGAGACCGAAGCCCCUACAUGUGUGUUCAAUGUGAUUUCAUGAUCCAUCAAGACUGUCUUGGUCUUCCACGUGUCAUUAACAUCAAUCGGCAUAAUCACCGUGUUUCUCGUACUUCGAUUCUUGGUGUUGUGAAUUCUGUGUGCGGAGUUUGUCGCAAGAAGGUGGAUUGGACUUGUGGUGGGUUUUCUUGUCAAAGGUGUCCUGGCUAUGUCGUUCAUUCUAAAUGUGCUACUAGAGAGGAUGUGUGGAACGGAAAAGAACUCGAAGGAGUACCUGAAGAAGACGAAGAUGUAGAACCAUAUGUGGUGGUAGAUGAAAACACAAUACAACAUUUCAGCCACAAAGAGCAUUACCUAAGGCUCCACAGGAAUGGUGUUCUCUAUGAGGAUAACAAGUGGUGUAGUGCAUGCACCCAUCCCAUCGGUCUCCAAUCCUUUUAUGACUGUAUGGAUUGUGAUUUUUCUCUCCAUCAUAAAUGUGCUGAAUGUCCUAAAAAGAAAUGGCAUGUGCUACACAAUGAACAGCUUACUUUAGUUACGAACAAGGAGCUACGUGUCUUCAGUUGUGAUGCUUGCAAUCGAACGUCCAAUGGUUUCAUGUACAAAGAUGGUGAUAAGAAGUUAGAUGUCUUGUGCGGUUCAAUUUCGGAGCCAUUUGUCCAUCCAAGUCAUCCCGAACAUCCCUUAUAUUACAUUCCAACAGGAGAACUAUGCGAUGGUUGCAGCAACAUAGAACGUCGGAUGCUUAGGUGCGUUGAAGGUGAUUGUGAAUAUGUAUUGGGUUUCAAAUGUGCCACUCUACCACAAGUGGUAAAGCACAGAAUAGAUGAUCAUCCUCUCUCACUAUGCUAUGGCGAGAAAAAGGCAAGUGGUAAAUACUGGUGUGACAUUUGUGAGGAAAGAACCUAUCCAAAUAACUGGUUCUACACGUGUAAAGAUCAGCGGGCUAGUUUGCAUACAGAAUGUGUGCUCGGAGACUUUGAAGGGCUCAUGCCAAGAAGCGUAGCAAAGUUGUGGGGCGAAUCAUAUGAGGUGGAGCUCAAUAAUAGUGUAACUCGCCCAUUUUGCAGCAGGUGUAAGUCUCGUUGCAUGUACCCUAUCAAACUCAAGUUGCUUGGAACCUCAGGAACAUACGCUUGCUCUUAUUUUUGCUCAUCUUAAUUAAUUUCGAGAGGUCUAUAGAUAUAAAUCAUUAAAACUAUAAAGUGUAAUAAAGUACGCCAUGAGGCAAGAUAUUUAUUCGUUUUAGAAUUUCUUGUA
This is a messenger RNA of Brassica napus (rape), 1410 nucleotides long. RefSeq lists its product as uncharacterized. NCBI's taxonomy places the organism in Eukaryota, Viridiplantae, Streptophyta, Magnoliopsida, Brassicales, Brassicaceae. The coding region runs from base 34 to 1311 and encodes 425 amino acids. The record is from RefSeq and is a predicted model, not a curated record. The transcript has a single exon.